Fusarium proliferatum ET1 is the source of this 672-nucleotide messenger RNA. RefSeq lists its product as uncharacterized. NCBI's taxonomy places the organism in Eukaryota, Fungi, Ascomycota, Sordariomycetes, Hypocreales, Nectriaceae. The transcript has 2 exons. Bases 1 to 672 code for a protein of 223 amino acids. The record is from RefSeq and is a predicted model, not a curated record.
AUGGUGUCGACUGCAGGAGGCAUCGUGAUCGCCAUUAUCGUCCUUCUCGUCGCAGGAGCUGUUGGUUGGGUUAUAUUCACACAGCUUCGUGCUCGCAGACUCGGCCUCCCCCCUCCAAGUCUCGCAUCGUAUUUACCAUGGCAUAAGGAAGACAGCGGCUAUGGAAUACAGCCCGCCCCUAGCGGCAUCGCUGGCUGGUUCAACGACAAAAUUCGCAAAUUCAAGAACCGCAACAACCGAUCCGCCGCAGGCGCUUACGAGCAAUCCGGCGGUGCUCGCGGCCGUCGUGGCUUCGGUCCACUCGAUCCUGAUGAAGCGUGGGACUCGCGCGUUGGGAACGAAGCAGACCAAUAUGGAUACUAUGAGGAGGACGUUGGCGGUCGCGGCCGGGACACCGGAUACGGCGGUGGUUACAACAUGAACCUCGCGGCGACGCCGGGAUUGUCGGGCGGCCGAGGUUUCGACGAAGAGGAAGAUCGGGGGCGCAGAGCAAGCAGAAGCCCUGCAUCGGGACCUGGAGGACGAAACCCGUUCGAUGACGAUGCUGGUUCAAGUUUGCGCGGCGUGAGCCCUCGACCUAUUGACACGGGAGUUGCGAAACCCAAGAACAGAAGCGGCAGCGCCGAGAGCAGUCCGACAGAGCGACGGUCCGUGUUUAGGGAAAACAUGUAA